Molecule: messenger RNA, 1525 nt
Organism: Meriones unguiculatus (Mongolian gerbil)
Lineage: Eukaryota; Metazoa; Chordata; Mammalia; Rodentia; Muridae
Gene: Timm44
Product: translocase of inner mitochondrial membrane 44
Exons: 13
Coding region: 36-1397 (453 amino acids)
Biological process (GO): protein import into mitochondrial matrix
Cellular component (GO): mitochondrial inner membrane
Molecular function (GO): protein-folding chaperone binding
Source: RefSeq, a predicted model, not a curated record
GCGCGGCCCCGGAAGGUCACACGGGCUCCUCCAACAUGGCGGCGGCGGCUCUGCGGAGCGGCUGGAGCCGCUGUCCGCGGAGAUGCCUGGGCGGCGGCGGGAUCCAGUUUCUCUGCGGCCACCACCCUCCCCAUGUCGCCAGCUCCCUGCCAUGCCGCCCGGGGACAGAGCUGACGCCGGUGAGCCCGCGGCUGCGCGUCGGGGGCCGGAAGGGCUUCCUGUCGGGGCUGGUGGCCAACAUCCGGCAGGAGCUGGCGCGCAGCAAGGAGAUGAGGGAGAGCAUCCAGCGCUUCCGCGACGAGGCCCGGCGGCUGGAGGACUCGGCCGCGCUGCGCGAGGCCCGGCGCAAAUACAAAAGCAUCGAGUCGGAGACGGUGCGCACGGGCGAGGCCCUGAAGAAGAAGCUGGGCGAGCUCACGGGCUCCGUGAGGGAGAGCCUGGACGAGGCGGGGCGCAGCGCGCUGGGCCGCCGGCUGCGCGAGGGCGUGGAGGAGGCGGCGCGCAGCGCCCGGCACUCGGCCGAGACCGUGUCCAGGGGCGGCGAGAAGCUCGGCCGCUCGGCCGCCUUCAGGGCCAUCUCGCAGGGCGUGGAGUCGGUGCGGAAGGAGAUGGACCGCAGCGCGCUGGAGCACACGGGGCCCUACCGCAGGCCAGAGCGCCUGCGCAGGAGGACGGAGUGCGCGGGGGCCGCGCCCGACGCCAGGCGCCUCCCCGAAAACCGGGAGGCUCUGGGCGUGGUGGUGCACAAGGACUCACGCUGGUACCAGCAGUGGAAGGACUUCAGGGACAACAACGCCGUGCUCCACCGCAUCUUCGAGAUGAAGAUGAGGUAUGACGAGAGCGACAACGUGCUCAUCCGUGCCUCCCGCGCCCUCACCGACAAGGUCACCGACCUGCUGGGCGGGCUGUUCGCGAAGACGGAGCUGUCGGAGGUGCUGACGGAGAUCCUGCGCGUGGACCCCGCCUUCGACAGGGACCGCUUCCUGCAGCAGUGCGAGCGCGACAUCAUCCCCAACGUGCUCGAGGCCAUGAUUUCCGGGGAGCUUGACAUCCUCAAAGACUGGUGCUACGAGGCGACGUACCGGCAGCUGGCGCAGCCCAUCCAGCAGGCCAGGGCCCUGGGGCUGCAGUUCCACUCCCGCGUCCUGGACGUCAGCAACGUGGACCUGGCCAUGGGCAAGAUGAUGGAGCAGGGCCCGGUGCUCAUCGUCACCUUCCAGGCCCAGCUGGUCAUGGUGGUCAGGGGCCCGCGCGGAGACGUGGUGGAGGGCGACCCGGACAAGGUCCUGCGCAUGCUGUACGUGUGGGCGCUGUGCCGGGACCAGGCGGAGCUGAACCCGCUCGCGGCCUGGCGGCUGCUGGACAUCUCGGCCUCCAGCUCGGAGCAGAUCCUCUGAGGAGCACCGCCGCGGGAGGAGCCCCGCGCCCCGGGAGGAGCCCCGCGGGGGAGGACCGCGGGGGCGGGGACGUCCCGGCCGGCGCUGGGCGCAGCUCGGGGCGGACAAUAAACACCAAAGUGACGGCA